AAAGAAUGCAUCGGUUGAUGGUUGCAGUCUCGCAGACGGCAGACCUACAGUUUGCUAUACUUGCUGUACAGAUACUUGCAGUUGCAAACUGUACUUGUAGAAUGUAGAAGGAAAAAAGCGUAGAAAUUAAAUUUCUAAAUAAACCCCGACAGCAUGUGCCGUGCAUGGAGUACGACUGUACGAGUACUCUUGAAUCGUACAUAUGUAGUUGAGGAAAUGCAUGGCUGGAACUGUUUUAUAAUAUUAUGAGCUGCAUUUUCUGAAAACGACUUCGUACUUCGUAUAUUAUAGGAACAUAAGACUAAGAGUUACUGAUUGCGAAGCUUUGGUUUGACUUUGCAUCACAGUAAUUUCUGCGCGCAGUAACUGAGUUGUUUUUCCGUUAGUAGUCCGCUACGUUGUUCCCAGGGUUUUUGUGGUUGGUGGUGUUGAAAUUCUGUACUACGCUCGUAGCCGAAGUCACUGACGUACUGGGAAAACCCCUUGGACUUUUUCUCCACUUUCUGCCAUCUGCACAACAAGAAAAAUGAUUCAUAGCGGAGGAGUUCGACUGCGCUGUGCCUGGCCCUACGGCUCCGCGACUCUUUCCAGCGCUCCACGAAGCAGCAUCUUCCCCGCUAAACUGAUCCGUGGAGGAGGGGUUCCCCUGCGUUUAGCCUGGCGCUGUGUGACUUCAUCCAGCGCAGCCCGCAGCAGCCCCUGCCGCACCAGUGGACCCAGUCAGAUUCGCUUGAACCAUCUGCCCAAACCCUCUUCCGACAUCAGCCAGGAGGCCCUCCUACGUACCUCCUCCUCCCAACUGGCUCUACCUGACAUUCUCCAGGGCGCCCCGGCCCACCACAAGCUGGAGGGGGGCGGCCUGCUCUUCGACGCCCCGUUGGUCCAGCAGCCCCUGCGCGACGUCGCUGAACAGUUGCACCGUUCCCAGUCCGAGUCGGGACGCCAGUGGGCCGGGCUGCAGAUCCGUGCGGUGGACUGCGAGGACGAACUGCUAAAAAACUGCGCGUCCAAAACACACAUCAUCGAAAAGUGCCAGCGCAUCGCCAUCAAAGAUGGCACGCCGUCUUCGGAGGUGGUCGCCGCUGGCAGUCAGCAUCGGACGGGACCCUCCCUGGUCACUCGACAAGUAGGAGAGAAGCCUGUUGUCGGCUUCCUUGCUCCAUCGCUGCGGAGCCGCUCCCUCUGCGGAGCCACCACCCGCACUUCUCCCUUUGCGCCGAAAUUCAUCCGCGUCCGCGGAAUGUCCGGCAUAUGCCCACCGGAAAUGCCCAUUUUCCAGUUGCCGAGAAUGCUCGAUUUUUCGAUUUUCGUGGAUCUGAAAUUUAUUAUCGAAACAGUGAAGGAGUUGAAAGUGGACCUCUUCCGCCGCAGCCUCCAACUGCGACAAAAAGACACUGUGGAUGUGGACAGCGCCACGUAUCCCGUGGAGGUGGUCGUUGCGGCACUAAAGCGCGGUGAAUAUGAGGCAGUGCGGGAAGAAGUAGAGCGAUUGUCCAACGCCGCCGCCGAACUGUCCAUGCGGCAGCGCGUACAGCUGUCCUCCGCUUGCCUCCUGGCGCUGAUGGUGUGCCGAUCGCGGCUGAAAGUCUUCUACGGCACCCUGGCCGCGCCGGGAGAUAUGUCAGACGCGUCGCUCUCGGCGCUGGAACAGUUGCGUGACGCGGAAGUAUGCAAUGUUCGCGGCUUGGUUAAAAAUCUGGAUAGUAUCCUACAGUCUGUCGUUGCCGGAUCGCGGGUUCCUCUGGACGACGUGCUGAAGCCGCUUUUGUUCUGUUUAUGGAGCCCGUUGUCUGUCUUCCAGUUUGUGGGUGUGCUGGAUGUAGCCAUAUUAUCGAUUGGUCAUCUCAUUAGCGGCUACGACGGUGAACUCACGGAAUCUGUAGAUAUGAUUAAACUACCUGUACUGGUUCGGGAUUUGGAGCAGGUAGCGGCGCUGAUCGAAGCGAACGAGUUGGGCGGAGAUGUGCAGUUUGCUGUGGGCAAGUACGGCGAUUAUUCGGAGGCGGAUUGGCACUUCUUCGAUGCCGAUUAUCAGGGGCCGGUCCGGAUCACCGUGCACAUGGGAUGGGUUUAUGCCGUCGUUCACAGCAGCGAUGUGCAUGGGAUAGCCAUUGGAGAGCUGAUAGGGGCUGUGAUGGAACAGCUGAAGAGGCGUGAUUUUAUUCAGGUCCAUGAAACGAACAGGAAAUACGAAGACCGUUUGGGAUGCGGAAUUAUCCACACCAAAAAGAACGAGCAGUUCGUAAUAUUCGCCCCUGAACUAGGAUCCACGGACAUCGUGGUCGCCUUCGAGGUGGCAUUUGCUAACGAAACCCUUAUUGUCCAAUUCAUUCAAGCCUCUAACUUUUUGGGUCCCGAGACUUCCGUUCAGUACGUAAUAGAUAUCGAUAUUUCUUACGAUGGCCGAUCGAAGAACCCUUUCUGGGCCACGCUGUACGUCUUUCGUCGCAUGCCAUCUCCCCGAGCAAAGAAGCGCCACAACCCCGCUGACGGAAAGUGUGACAACGCACUGAAAGGGGAGCCUGUGGGAUCCGGUCAUGACAAGUUUCAUCUGCUAGACGGAAAGCCUGUGUACAAUAAGGAAGUGAUGAAAAUGACGCGGGAUGAUAUCCGGCGGGUGUUCGAUAUCGAUCUAGUUAUGAAACAUCAUGUGGACGACAGCAACUUGACGGAACCAGUGGAGGUGCAUCUCGAGAUCGUCUACCCCGAUGGGUAUGUGCGGCCUUUCACGGUUCUUCUCGACAGAUUAUUUCCGCGGGUGAAGAUUUUCUGGGAAAAACAUUUUGCCCAACUGGAAGCUGCUGGUGCCCGGAAAAAGUAGCAGGUGUUUUGU
Molecule: messenger RNA, 2833 nt
Organism: Paramacrobiotus metropolitanus
Lineage: Eukaryota; Metazoa; Tardigrada; Eutardigrada; Parachela; Macrobiotidae
Exons: 10
Coding region: 527-2821 (764 amino acids)
Source: RefSeq, a predicted model, not a curated record